AUUUUUGUCGUCGCUGACGGGGUGCCUUAAGUUGGGGCUGCCGAAUGAACGUUUUCGUCUGGCUCGAUCCUUGCAGCUGGUGUGCCGACGUUGCUGUCGUUUUCCAGAAAAAUAAAGCUGUGUUUGUAAUUAUGACAUUUCCUAGCCACAAAUAAGGAUGAUUGAAAUGGUUCUCGUUUGAAAAACAUUAUGUACAGUGUGGUGCAUUCGUAAAGUUUUUUCUUUUGUUUAACGAGGUCUGGUGAGGACCACAAGACAGCAUUUCAAAAUGAUGUUUCCAAAUCAAUAGACCGUCCUGCAUGAACCAUUUCCCGCCCGCCAUUUGAGUUGCCCAUGUCCUCCUCAGAGCCGAGCACGGCUCCUCCCCGUCCGCUUGCUGUGCUGUGACAGGGUCCGACCCGGCCAUGGGCAAGGACGGCAAUAACGGUUUCAUUCUCUCAUCUAAGAAGGCCGCCUGCCGUUACCGCGGCGAGCAGGGGCGGGAGGUGGAGAAGCUGCGCGCCGCCCUAGAGGCGGAGAAGAGCAAGAGCAGGCAGGCGCAGCGGAAGCUGGCGGUGGAGCUGAGGCGUCUCCGGGAGGCCGCCGAGCGGGAGCGUCUGAAAGCGGAGCGGGACCUGACCUCCAGGCAUGAGCAGGAGAAGGCCCUGGAGCUGCUGAGGCUGCGGGAGGCGCUGCAGAGGGAGCGCCACGCCGAGGUGCGCAGGAUCCUGCGCCUCAAAGGGGAGGAGCUGCGGGCCGCCGGCGGCGGCCUGGAGAAGGAGCGAGAGUCCGCCCGCAGGCAGGCCCGGGAACUGCAGCGCCAGCUGGCCCGGGGACCCGUCGGCAGGUCCGGCUCCUGCAGGGCGGCGGGGAGGAGGGCCCCCGGUUGCCCGGGCAACCUGGUGACCUACCAGCGGCUCGAGCGGGUCCUCCAGCAGCUGCGGCGGGAGGCGGAUGGCGAGCGGGCCGCCCUCGUCCGACGCCUCGGAGAGGAGCUGGAGCUGGAGAAGAGCUACUUCCUCCGCCACCUGCUGGAGGCGCACGGCUGGGCGGAGCAGGAGGUGAGCGGGCGGAGCAGGCGGAGGUCCUCCAGCUGCUCCCAGCUCCUCGGCAGGCCCGCGAAGGCCGAGUCGGACCACGCCCGCGGCGGACAGCGCGUGUCCCGCUCCCGGUCCUUGCCGCAUAAGUCGAGGAGCGCUUCACCGGUCCCCGAGAAAAACGACGAGGGAGACCCUCCCUGCCGCACCUCCCGCUGCUCCUCCUCGGCGAAGGAGGUGUCUUUCUGCAGCAGCGCGUCUUCGGAGUCGCGCUCCACGCAGACCUCGCCCGCUGAAGGGUGGAUGUCCGUCCGCCAGCACUCCGUCACGGAGUCGGCCGUGUUGGACGAGUCCUCCCUGUCCAAAUGCUCUCUCUCCGACAUGGACAGCACGAAUGGCACAGAUUACGGAUACCUGGUGCGGCAGAACUCGGAGUUGCUGCGGGCACUGGACGAGCUGGAGAAGACUUGUGCGGCUCUGAAGGAAGAGAAUGGCCUUCUGCGCAAGAGCAGCUCCCCGGAGACGGAGGAGAAGGUGAAGAGGCUGAAGAGGAAGAACGCCGAGCUGGCCGUCAUCGCCAAGCGCCUGGAGGACAGGGCUCGCAAGCUGCAGGAGGCUAACCUCAAAGUGGUGAACGCGCCCAUCCCGAUGAAGGCGGGGGCGGUGGAGCAGUACAAGCGGGCCUUCGCCCGGCAGCGGGCGCGGGACCUGGCCCAGCACGCCGACACCCUGCUCUCCAAGGACAAGGAGAUCGCCGCCCUGCAGCAGGAGUGCAGGGAGCUGCAGGCCCGGCUCGGCACCGGGAAGGGUUCCCCCAGCCCCUCCGGGGUCCCGGAGUUCGAGCGCCUCCUGCGGGAGUCCCAGAAGGAGGUGCUGAGGCUGCAGAGGCAGCUGUCCGUGUCGUCCUGCAGAGAGCCGUCCGUCGCCAGGAGCGACAAGGACAAGGCGGCACCGGAGACCCCUUUGCCUGCAGUGGAUGAAGCCCCAGCCCGGAGCGAGGAGGCUCGGGGUGAGGAGGAGGAGAAGGAGGAGCAGGGGGCGCCAGUGAGCCCGGAGCCCGCAGUCUGCCUCCCCAACGCGGACCAGUCUGAGGAGCAGCGGCUGCAGCUGCUGGAAAGCGAGCUGUGCAAGAAGAGGAAAGAAUGCGAGAACCUUGAGCACGAAGUAAGGAAACGGCAGAAGAGAUGUCUGGAUUUGGAGAGCCGGCUCGAGGACGAGCAGAGCAGGAAUGAGCGGUUAGAGGAGGAGGCCGACCGUCUGAGGGGGAAGGCACAGCUGCUCGACCAGGUCCAGGUUGAGAAUGAGGUGCUGAGGGACGACCUCUCUGACGUGACCGCUCAACGCAAUUCAGUGCUCGAGGAGAACCAGAGACUCCGCGCCAAACUGGAGAACCUAGAGCAGGUCCUAAAGCAUAUGCGAGAGGUAGCUGAGAGAAGGCAGCAGUUGGAACUGGAACAUGAGCAGGCUCUGGCUAUCCUCAAAUUCAAGCAGGAUGAGAUCAAGCGGCUGCAGCGGGCCCAGUUUUUUGCCAAGAGGGAACAUGAGGGGGUUGUGCAGAUGCUGGAGGAGUUGACCCAGCUAGUGUUGCAGAGAGAGCUGUCGAAGGUGCGAGACCUGGAGGAGAAAUGCAGAAGCCAGAGCGAGCAGUUCGGCCUGCUCUCCCAGGAGCUGGAGAGGUUCCGCCUGCAGACCGGCAAGAUGGACGCAGGCAGCAGCUCCGCGCUACCCAACCCGGGCCUCUCCCACCUGACCAAUGGGAUCGGGCUGGGCGGGGAGAGAGAGUCUCUGAGCUCGUGGGAUUUGAUCAGUCUGGGGGACAUCGCCUUCUGGAGUCUGGAAGGGAGUGACGGUCCUUUUUGCGACCUGUCUCUGCAGGACCUGGGGCCCGUUCCCCGCCCCGCGGCCACCGCUCACGGGCCGGCGCCGGGCCGGGCCGACCGGUCGCCCGGCACCCGUCACCGGGAGCUGCCGACCAUCAGCGCCAAGUCGGGCUCCACCUCCAGCACCCCCAAGUCCGACUCCAAGCACCUCACCCCCAAGUCCGAGUCCCUCCCUCACAGCCCGCGGAAGUCGUCCCCUACGCAUGAGGUCGACACGGCCAGUGAGGUGGAGGAGCUGGACAUUGAUGUUUCCCCGAUUCCAUACCCCGGGAGCAGAGUCGCCGCUAAGCUGCAGGUCUUCAUUGCCAGAUACAGCUACAACCCCUACGACGGUCCCAAUGACAACCCAGAAGUAGAACUGCCACUCACGGCUGGAGAGUACAUCUAUGUCUACGGAGAUAUGGAUGACGACGGCUUCUACGAAGGGGAGCUGAUGGACGGGCGGAGAGGGCUGGUCCCCUCCAACUUCGUGGAGCGCGUUUCCGACGACGACAUGAUGAGCCUGCACCCCCCGGAGGCGGGCGAGCUCUCGCACGGCUCCUUCCAGGACAGCAGCCUCCACAGCGAGAAGCACCUGCGCUUCAGCCUCAGCAGCUCGGGCCGGGCCGAGCCGCCCGCCCCCGACAGGGCCCCGGCCCCGCUGGCCAACGGCCUGGACCUGGACGCGGAGGAGGCGGGCCUGGACUCAGUGCCUUACCCGCGCAAGCUGACCCUGAUCAAGCAGCUGGCCAAGAGCAUCAUCAUCGGCUGGGACCCGCCCCUGGUGCCCGCCGGCUGGGGCAACGUGUGGGGCUACAACGUCUUCGUGGACGAGGAGCUGCGGCUCAACGUGCCCUUCGGCGCGCAGACCAAGGCCGUGCUGGAGCGGCUGGACGUGGGCCUCCGGUCCUACCGGGUGUCCGUGCAGAGCCUGACGGACAGGGGGGGCUCGGACCGGCUCCGCUGCAGCCUGCUGGUGGGCCGCGACGUCAGCGUGGCCCCCACCGGCCUGAGGGCGGACUGCGUCGCCGCCACCUCCGCCAACCUCACGUGGUUGCCCAGCAACAGCAACUACGUGCACGUAGUGUCUUUGAACGACGAGGAGCGGGAGCUGGUGAAGGCCGGCAGCUACUCGCUCUGCCUGAGCAACCUGGAUCCCAACAAGCAGUACAGGGUGAAGGUGGAGGCCCGGCCCCACCGCACCCCCUGGGAGCUGCCCCUGGAGCGGAGGGAACACAAGAGUGCCACGACCUCCUUCACCACGCUGAUGGCAGGGCCUCCCGACGCCCCCCUGGAUGUGCAGCUGGAUUUGGGCCCCACCCCCGGCAUCGCGCUCAUCAGCUGGCUCCCCGUCACCAUCGACGCCGCCGGGACCUCCAACGGCGUCCGGGUGACGGGGUACACCAUCUUUGCCGACAAGAACAAAGUGUUGGAGGUGUCCUCCCCUACAGCGGGCAGCGCCUUGCUGGGCCCGUCCCAGAUCCACGUCCUCAAGUCCGCCAGCGAGCUGACGGUGCGGACCAUGUCCCCCCACGGCGAGUCCGUGGACUCCGCGCCCAUCAAAGUCCAGCCGAGACUCCUGGCUAUCACGACGGGCCCGGUUCCUCCUCCCCACCCGUCCCCGCCCGCCUGCUCUGACGCCGCCGCCUCCCUCGACCCCGCCCCUCGCGCCACGCCCCCACCGACGGACAACGCUUCUGCCAAACCACCCACGCCAUUCCACUCCCCGCCACUAGAGGCGCACUCCGCUCCCAGAGGGUCCUCCGCUGGCGUUCCCAAAGCGGAGCCCUCCUACGCCGAGGCCUGGGCGGACCCCUCCGUCUCCGUCGGAGACGUCCCCGUCAUCACACACGAGGUCUCCGUGGCGUCCCCACCCCGCAGCCAGCUCACGGUCAGUGUGGCCAUGUCGUCCGGCACCGACGAGGCCUUGGAGUCCCACAAAGACCCAGACAGCCCGGGGGCCCGGCGGCCGGCCGCGUCCCUCUCCGAAUUCCUGGAGGAGCCCGUGUCCAGCACCGAGCCCAGCGCCCCCCUCACCGUCUCCUCACAGCCCCUUCUCACCACCUCCUCCCAGGCCCCUCCCACCGCCUCCUCCCAGGCCCCUCCCGCCACCUCCUCCCAAUUCCCUCCCACUGCCUCCUCCCAGGCCCCUCCCACCGUUCCCCAGGCCACUCCCGCCGCUCCCCAGGACCCCCUGAACCCGCCGGACACCCACCCGCUGCGGCCCGUCCACCCCUCCCCGCUGGAGUCGGAGACGGAGGACGACAGCGCGCAGAGCGCCCGGCUGGUGUCCAUCGAGGAGUUCCUGGACCACGGCGACGGAGGCUACGCGAAGAGACGCCAGGACUACGCGGCGGGUCCGGCGGAGCCCCUGAGCGAGUACCAGGCGGAGAGCAGCCGCGGCUCGGACCUGUCGGACAUCCUGGAGGAGGAGGAGGAGGACCUGUACUCGGACCCCGCCGGGGAGGAGAGGAGCCGGGGCUACGGCGCGGGAGGAGCCGCGGUCCGGCUGGACGUGUGGGAAGCGGACAGCGACGAGGAGGUCCUGGAGAAGAUCCUGAAGCUGCCCCUGCACUCCUGCCUGAGCAAGCAGCUCUUCAGCAUCGCCGAGGUCACAGAGGAAGAGGACGACAGCCUGGAGCUGGAGGAGCCCCGCCCGCGGGGAGGAGCCGGCCACGUGGGCAGGCCAGUGGCGAGCGGCGGCUCCUCGAAUGGCAGAUACUACGGCCACGCAGACCCGCCGACCGGCGGCAGGCCCCGCCCCCGCGCGGGCCUCUCGGGGGACGGUGCCGCGCCCGCCCGGAGCAAGCGGAAGCACAGGGUUCGCUACGCCGACACGGUGGAGACCAUCAGCUACCAGGACGACUGGGACUCGGACGGCGGCGUCCCCAGCCGGGACGUCUGCGCCAGGGGGUCCCCGGAGAGAGGGCACGGGACCUACCCCCCGAGGGGCGGGGCCGACCGGCUGAGGAGGGAGGCGUUGCUGAGGAGCCAGAUGACCUUCGACCUCGGCAUGUCAGACCAGUAUCGUCACGCGGGCCCAAGUCUGAAGGCCCCCGCCGGCGGGGGGGUGGAGAUCGAUAUCGAGUACGGGACUGAGGACGACGAGGAGGGGGCCCCCUACGACCCCGGCGGGGCGGCGGAGCGGGCCAGCUCGGAGCGGUGGGCGGGGGGCGGCCGCCCGGAGGUCCGGGAGGAGCCCAGCGCCUCCUUCGGCCUGAAGACGGCGCCGGGCCCUCGCUCCAGGGGGACGGGGCCCCCCGAGGGCCUGCCGCUGGGCCCCCGCAGGGCGUCCCUGCACGCGGCUGAGGUUUACUGCGCCGCCGACGGCCGCACAAGGGAAACCCUCGGCAGCGAGGACCCCCAGCUGGCCGAGGCGGCGGCGGCGGCGACGGCGGCCUGGUACGGGCAGAGCUCGCCGAAGCAGGGCCGCGCCGAAGCGACGCAACCGAAAGACGGACAGCUGGAGGCGGAGCCUGAGAGGCUGGUAGCCGACGGCGAGGUGCGCAUCUUCGUGGCCCUCUUCCCCUACGACCCCGCCGUCAUGUCCCCCAACCCGGACGCCGCCGAGGAGGAGCUGCCUUUCAAGGAGGGGCAGAUUAUCAAGGUGCACGGGGAGAAGGACGCCGACGGUUUCUACCGCGGGGAGUGCGGCGGCCGCCUGGGCUACGUGCCGUGCAACAUGGUGUCCGAGAUCCAGGUGGACGACGAGGGGACCCGGGACCAGCUGCUGCAGCAGGGCUUCCUGUCCGCAGAGGCGUCCAUGGAGAAAAUAGGCACUCGUUCACAUGCACAGCUUCCCCGUCGCCCUGUUCCGCCAACGAAACCUAGACGAUCCAAGAAAGUGGAAUCUGCCGGUGUUUGGGAGGACAGUGUAGACUCGAGUAGAGGUUCCAGUCAGCCUGUCGGCGGACCUCAGUCCCUCGCCCCCCGCAGGAUGGUGGCCAUCUUCGAUUACGACCCCCGGGAGAGCUCCCCCAACGCCGACGUCGAGGCCGAGCUCAAAUUCAGUGCCGGGGACGUCAUCUACGUUUUUGGGGACAUGGACGACGAUGGAUUCUUUUAUGGCGAAGUGAACGGGCAGAAAGGUCUGGUGCCGUCCAACUUCCUGCAGGCCCUUCCUGAGGCUGGGGCCGAGGCGGCCGGGGGCCCCGUGGGGGACCAGGGGACGUCGGAGAGCAGGCGGGAGUCCCAGGCGAGCCUGACCGUGUCAGAGGACCCGCCCGCACCCUCGAUAGCCGCAGAAGAGGAGUCCCCCCCAGCUCCCGAGCCGGCCACCAGCACCACUCCCCCCCGCCCCCCUCCCUCAGAGAGCCCCACUCAGACUGACGCCUCUCCCCCAGGAAAGAAGAAGAAGGGCUUCUUCUCCAAAGGGAGGAAACUGCUCAAAAAACUGGGCUCCAGCAAGAAGGACUAAUGCCAGGACAGCCUCCCUUUCUUUUUCUUUUUUUUUUUUUUUUUUUAGCAGAAAGCACUUUUUAACUUCAGUGCUGGUUAUUAAGGACACUGGCCGUCCUCUCCCAGAGAUGCACUGAGAAAAUGUUGACCAUCUCUGGAGAUUCCUAUAAGCACUUAAAGUUUGUUUGUCCAUUGAGCAUUUGACCUGGCUUUCACUGCUGUUAUUGAACGAGGAGAUGGCAUUGCAAGGCUUUGAAGCUGCAUGUUUAAGUAGGGUACACUUCCUUUGCCCUUUUAACUGCUCAAAUCCCUUCACCAGAAGAGCUUACUAUUACUCCUGGCUGUCUAUUAGGCUUAUGUCAAAAGCUGGAAUAUAUUUGUGCAUAAUUGUUAACAAUAGAAGCAAUUCAGAGGUAAAACCUAGUAUGCCACAUGGUUUUAUAGUUGUGUGACUCCAUACCUUCGGAAACACCCACGGGAGUGUUACUUAUUGGUUUAUGUGCGAGUUGACCUGUAAAUGGUUUCUUAGCUAUUGUUCAAUGCCAGAUGGAAGGUAUUCUCUCCUUGUUCCUCUUUUGGGUUGUUCACACUUAUCAAGUGGGUUGAAAAGGGACUGAGUUUUAAAUGGAUUUAAUCUGUUCAGUGGUAAUUGCAUGUUACUUGUCUGAGGUGUUUUUAUAAGUGUUUUAAUGUCUUCGGCGUUUGAAAUACCACCCUGUUCAUGCACUACUGGUUUGUUCGGUGCGGCAGUUUGCACAUACAAUAAGUGUGGCCGUGUUUGUGCGAAGCAUACAUGAGCUUAUUGGCCAUGCUUUUGCCGACGUGGAGCUGUCGGAUGAUCGCAAGAUCUUUUUUUUAGUGUGACAGCUCCUGGGUAUUCAGAAAUGCUUCAGUAUUCAUUGGCUUUCUAAUGAAAACGAUGCAGCGUGAAAUAUUAUUUGUCUUGCCGACAAACUUCCCCCCUCCCCUACCCCCACCACCCCUCCCCCAGUAUUUAAUUAUAUGUAGAUGUACCGCUAGCUCGUGAAACUGAGACUGUUGUCUUUGCCUUUCUGAACUGAAAAUGGGAAUUUUAAUUCUGAAUUCUGACGGGCGGGAGUAAGUGUCAGCGCGCGAGCGCCUCGUUGGCUCGUCUCGGCUGCUUGGCCUGUCAGCGGCCAGCGUUGUCCGCGCAGCGUUGCGCGAAGUCAUCCGAAAAGCUCGCGGGGCUUUGUAACGCGGCGACUGUUCUCUCUUCUGAAUUUGCCUCCGUUUUAGGAGCGUGAAAUCCUCGCCUCUGUAAAGAUAAUGGACAUUGUAAAACUGUUUUGAUAAUAGCAACUGGGGGAAAAUGUUAAUUACCGACAUGGCCGGCGACCCAUUGUUUGGUAACCAGGAGCUCUACUUCUUUGAUUUGUUUUAUUUCACAAUAUGCAGUAAUUUAUUUUCAGGAAGUAUUUAACUUAGUAUUGGUGCCCCUGUGUCGAGGUGUCUGUUUCUUUCUUUGUUUUGUAAUUUCAAUGACAGGGCUCUUAUGAAAUCACGCUCUCAGGUUAAAAUGGUAGUUGGACAGUUAAUUAUUAUUAGCAUUUAAACCACCUACCCCCUAGCUUUGUGCUUGUUUCCUUAGCAUCUGAUUCUUGCCAAACUUUCAACUGGUGAACAGACAUUGUGGUGAUGGUGUGACUGACCAGAUGCAAAGGGACCCGGUCAAAGAGAACUAGAGCAGAGCUGAAGGUACAUUUUGUGUAGUUGAAGCUCAAGUGAAGUUUUAUUUUUAUUUUUUGGGUUUCCCCAUGCAUGCACAGUGCUACUGAGAGCUCAGUUUUAACACUAUCAAUAACACUAUGGGUGACAGUGGUUUUACCCUCAAUUAGGUCAUACUAUCUUUGCCUCUCGUUAUAGUCUCUUUUAGAUAGAAAAGGCUACAAAGGGAAAAAAAGCACUUUGAAUUUUCCUAAACGUGCAUAGCUCAAAUUUGCAAUCUCCAUGGCCUGUAGUUUCCAGUGCUCCCUAUACUGCUCUAUAGUUAAAUACUCAGCUGAUACCUUGCUAUCAUUGCUUCAAGAAUGUACCAGCCAAAUUGGCCCUGUUAGCAUAUGCUAGUCUGCACUGCUGCUUAAAUAGAACUUCAAUGGUAGGAAGUACACUAGUAACGGUUGAUAUUUGUAGCCUUAUAUGAACUCUUUUAGUCUUAAUUUGUUGUUUACACAGUGUUUAUAUUAACUGCAUGCAUAAUGUCCUGCCCAUAUUCUGCCUUAUUUGUUACAUUAAUGGAUUUAUAGAAGUAUCUGCCAUUUUGUUUGCAUUUUUGGUAUGUUUUAUGGUAGCCAAGUAAGGAGCAUGCAAAAUGCAGCAGUUAGACCUGUAUAUAAUGUACAGCGUAUGAAUUGUUGUUGGGUUUUGUCAAUGAAGUAUGAUAUUUUCAUACAGUAGAAAGCAUUUUCCCUUACUGCUGUACAUGUUGUUUUUAAAAACCAGAAUUUUUUUGUAUAUUGAGAUUUUUAUUACCUGUUUUAAAAGCUCAUGUGUACAUAUGGUCCUUUUUGUUAUUGUUUAUCUGUUUUUUUUGCAUGUUUUCUUGAAAAGCAGUGUUGGUUUGAGAAACAGUAAUGGUGGAAUUAGUGCACGGAGGAGCCGACUUGGAAGUGUGAAGAUAUCUUUCGGUAUGGAAUCAAUCUUUUUACAGGAAUAAAGUAUAUUUUCACAUAAAA
Messenger RNA from Anguilla rostrata (American eel), 9966 nucleotides. RefSeq names its product peripheral-type benzodiazepine receptor-associated protein 1-like. NCBI's taxonomy places the organism in Eukaryota, Metazoa, Chordata, Actinopteri, Anguilliformes, Anguillidae. The transcript has 34 exons. The coding region runs from base 405 to 7292 and encodes 2295 amino acids. Gene Ontology annotation, molecular function: protein binding. The record is from RefSeq and is a predicted model, not a curated record.